Molecule: messenger RNA, 3763 nt
Organism: Myxocyprinus asiaticus (Chinese sucker)
Lineage: Eukaryota; Metazoa; Chordata; Actinopteri; Cypriniformes; Catostomidae
Gene: lsamp
Product: limbic system associated membrane protein
Exons: 7
Coding region: 102-1115 (337 amino acids)
Cellular component (GO): neuron projection
Source: RefSeq, a predicted model, not a curated record
GGGUGGAUCGCAGUUUUCUCUCGCUCCUCUCGCGUGUGUUUCUGCUUCUGUCAGGAUCUCUCCUCUGUUCCGUGUUUAUUCUCUGUGGAUGUUCUGUGGAGAUGUUUGUGUGGAGACGCACAUCGUUUCGGCAGCUGCAGGCGUGUUUUUUCCGACUGCUGUGUUUUAUUCCCACAGGAUUCCCGGUGAUCAGCGUGGACAGUCAGAGAUCCACCGACAACAUCACCAUCAGACAGGGCGACACGGCCGUUAUCCGGUGUUAUGUGGAUGAUAAGGUGUCUAAGGUCGCAUGGUUGAACCGCUCCAACAUCAUCUUCGCUGGAGAGGACAAGUGGUCUCUGGACCCGCGGGUGGAGCUGGUGACUCAGGGUCAGCUGGAGUACAGUCUGAGGAUACAGAAGGUGGAUGUGUUCGACGAGGGGCCGUACACCUGCUCCAUCCAAACCAAACAACAGCCCAAGACCUCACAGGUGUAUCUCAUCGUCCAGGUUCCUGCAACUAUUUAUAAAGUAUCAGAGGACCUGACAGUGAACGAGGGCAGUAAUGUCACACUGACAUGUUUGGCCAAUGGGAGGCCAGAUCCCUCCAUCACCUGGAGACUGCUCAACCCAUCAGCUGAAUCUCUGGAUGUGGGUGAAUAUCUGGAGAUCUCUGGGAUUGUUCGCUCUCAAUCUGGACGUUAUGAAUGUAAAGCCAGUAAUGACGUCUCCACACCUGAUGUCAAAUAUGUCAACGUGAUUGUCAACUAUCCGCCGUAUAUAAAGGAAGUUCGCAGCUCAGAGACGGCGCUCGGACACGCAGGAAUCCUGCACUGUGAGGCGUCUGCCGUUCCACAGCCCGAGUUUGAGUGGUACAGAGAUGACCGCAGAUUGUCGAGCUCUCAAGGUGUCAGUAUUCAGAUCACUGGAUCUCGUACGCUGCUGGUGGUCGCAAACGUCACUGAAGAUGAUUAUGGAAAUUACACGUGUGUCGCCACCAACAGACUGGGAAUACACAACGCCAGCGUCUUCCUUUAUAAACCUGGUACUGGGCGGGACAUCAACGGCUCCUGCAGCAUGUGUCAAUCACUCUGGCUCCUCCUCCUGUGUGUGUUCUGUGCUCCUGUGCAGUGUUAAUGAUCAGCGCAUCGAUCGAUCGUCUCAGACUGUUUCCAUCCAUUCAUCCACCCGCACUCACGCUACGCCCAGAACAACCGCUCAGUUAUUAUCAGGAUCAAAUAUGACAUGGAGGAAAUGAAGAACGGUGCUCUUUUGAAGAACACAAUGUGCCAUUUUAACUGGUUCAAACACUUCCAGUGACACCUGUCUGUCUGUCUGGGCAUCUGACAGUUUGAGUUCAUGUAUGUAAUUUUCCAACAGGAAUCUGGUGUGAAAUUCCAACCACACAGUUUCUGUGUCAAACGCACCUGUCAUCAUCUCGAAAUGCCGAAAAUAGUCAUUUCUUUCAUUGCGUUUAUGUAAAAUAAGGGAAGCAGAUAGACGUGGUAGAAUCAUUUAAGAUCAUUUAAAUGCAAUUAAUGAUGUAUCAGCAUUGCCAAAAGGACAUAAAAUUAGACAUUAAAAUCACACUUUUGUAUUAUUAUAGUAAGAUUUUCUGGUACCAAAUCUUUGGAUCUUUAGUUCUGUUUGUUGUAAACCAGAUUUACAGAAUUAGCAUCACUCUGCUGAUCUGAAAGAUUCUCAGAACAAUCACAGGUAUGUGUGUUAACUGUGUUUUGAUACUUUAGGAAACACUCACGUCAUUGUCAUGCCAGCCAAACAUUAAUGUGUCAUGAUGGACUGUAAAAUCUUGAAUAUUUUCAGAGACGCAGAACAGAAUGCUGCUCCGAUUACUGGAAACAAGUUAAAACCUCAUUAAACCUUCCUUCUCAAACCCCUCCCACAUACUUAACCCCGCCCAUGUCUUAAUUUCCUAUAAAAUCCUCCUUUAUCAUUUAACUCCUCCUUUCUCAUUAACCCCUCCCACAUACUUAACCCCGCCCAUGUCUUAAUUUCCUAUAAAAUCCUCCUUUAUCAUUUAACUCCUCCCUUCUCAUUAACCCCUCCCACAUACUUAACACCACCCAUGUCUUGAAUUCCUUUAAAUAUACUCCUCCCUUAUCAAUAACCCCUCCCACACACUUAACCCCGCCCAUGUCUUAAUUUCCUAUAAAAUCCUCCUUUAUCAUUUAACUCCUCCCUUCUCAUUAACCCCUCCCACAUACUUAACCCCGCCCAUGUCCUGAAUUCCUUUAUCAUUUAACUCCUCCCAUCACAUUAACCCCUAUCACAUACUUAACCCCGCCCAUGUCUUGAAUUCCUUUAAAUAAAAUCCUCCUUUAUCAUUUAACUCCUCCCUUCUCAUUAACUCCUCCCACAUACUUAACCCCGCCCAUGUCUUGAAUUCCUUUAAAUAAAAUCCUCCUUUAUCAUUUAACUCCUCCCUUCUCAUUAACCCCUCCCACAUACUUAACCCCACCCAUGUCUUGAAUUCCUAUAAAUAAACUCCUCCCUUAUCCUUUAACUCCUCCCAUCUCUCCUCCCAUCUCAUAAACCUCUCCCAUAACCUAAACUUACUUGCCCUUAUCCCUCCCAUUUCUUAAACUCCUCCCAUACAAUAUCCUAAGCCCCUCCCCCAUCUGGACCUCAGUUGUUGGCGAUCUGUUGUGCGCGUCUGUGAAAUAGUCAUCAUUAUACUGUAUGAACUUAGAAAUGUACGACACCAAUGAAUGCUUCGCUUUUAUUCACUUUACCUCGUCCUGUCAUGCGACUCGUCAUUUCCAACUCAAACUUCUGUUAACUGUAUAUAUUUUUUUGAGUCGAAUGUCCUCACAUGUAAAUGAAAUCGAAUCAUAAGUUCAGCUUUCUUAGUAGUGAACACAUAGUUAAUUAUCUGCGGCGGCGUUUUGACGCUUCCUAUAAGAGAUUAUGAAAUUAGAGUGUAAAACUAGGGGGUUUUAAUACAAAUAAUUUACACAAUAUUAGAUUUACCUUUGAAACGGCACUACUAUUCUUAGACACUGGUCAUUUCUGUUAGGUGUGAAUGACUGAUUGCCAAAAUGAUUUACCCCAUUAGAUUAAAAAAGCCAUUAAACGAGACAAAUUAAUUAUAUACAGACCUAAAUGGAAACUUUUGUUUAAAAAAGUGUUUUUCUUUGCUUGCUUUAUUUUGUUGAAUGAGCAUUGACGUGUCUGUCUGUGAAUUCAAAGCUGUGAGAUUGUUGGGCGACACCCACCGCCCUUUGAUUGACAGCACUCACAGCCAAUAAGCUUUCAGUGUGUGAGCUCUGCUGCCUUGAUUGGAUGAACCCGCUCGUCUCCGGUGUGAUUGACGGAGCGCUGAGGGUGUGAUUCACGCGUCUCCUUUAAGGGGCGGUCACAUGAGGCUUUGAGCACGCUAAUUACGUCACAGAUAAUAUUAAAAAUGUAAAAAUAUAUUGUCUACUCACUUUCCUGCAACAAUUUAAAAAAGCAGCUUUGAAAUAAAUGUAUUCUUUAAAUUGAGCCAAGAGGUCAGCGUGUGACGUUUCCAACUUCUAUUGGUCAUGUGAUGCGCAGUGUGACCGCCCCUUUAUCCGCAAAAGCUCCGCCCACUUUUUGCACUCUGCGGAUAUUUGGGUUUCAUCUGAUCCAAAGUCAAACUUCUCUGUCCACAAGAACAGGACAAAUAGAUUUUCUAUGUGAAGAAUGUCUGUGUACGCUUCUCAUGGCUGUGUGUGUGUGUGUGUGUGUGUGUGUGUGUGUGUGUGUGUGUGUGUGUGUGUGUGUGUGUGUGCUGAUUUGAC